AAUUAAAACAUUGUAUAACAGGAAUGCAUCAAUCAAUGUAUAGAAAAGAUUAUGAAACAGCAGCAUCUUAUGUCAAUAAGGCUUUUUCAAUAGACCAAAAAAUAUUAAAUGGGAAAUUUGCAGAAAUGGCUGUGCCAUCAUCAGAAUAUCCAGAAAUACCAACUAAAACUUUAACAGAUAUUAGAGAGGCUUUAUUUACUAUAUUUUCAAGAGAAUUUGAUUUAGCCAUACAAUCAAAGGAUGAAAAAAGUAUUAGUAGGUUCUUUAGAUUAUUUCCUUUAAUUGGUAAAGAAACUGAAGGUUUGGAUAAAUAUUCAAAAUUUGUUUGUGGAAUCAUUGCUGAUAAAAUUACAGGACCAAACUUCUAUGGGCAUGCUCUAAAUAAAUUAUUUGAAAAUAUUGCAAUGAUUAUUGAUCAUCAUCAACCUGUUGUAGAAAAUCAUUAUGGAUCUGGUAAAAUGAUCAGAGUUAUUGAAAGACUUCAAGAAGAAUGUGACAAACAAAGUAUAAUUAUUAUAAACAGUUUUAGUGAUGAAAGAAAUCUUGAAAGAAAGGUAGUAGAUGUUCGAACUUAUAAUAGUAGUGCAUCUAAAAAAUCUAUUACUAAUUCACAACAUUCAGGCAAAUCAUCAAAAAACAAUGAAACUAAUCCUGACCCAAGAGAAUUAGAUUUAAUAUUAUCAGAAUUAGCAAUGAUUAGUGCAAGAUCAUGUUUAUAUCUUAGGUUUAUGGAAUCUAGAGCACAG
Entrophospora candida is the source of this 746-nucleotide messenger RNA. The record is from the annotation of a GenBank genome assembly. NCBI's taxonomy places the organism in Eukaryota, Fungi, Glomeromycota, Glomeromycetes, Entrophosporales, Entrophosporaceae.